CAUGCUGUUAUGCCUUCUACUUUGUUGGGGUAGUGAGUAUAACAGUGAAUGGCCCCGUUCACCUUGCCUUAAGUGGGGUAGAACUUCAGUCCUUUACCCAUACCUGAUCCCCUGGUGAGAAGGGGUGUACGGGAGUUGACAAGCUAAUGGGGACUCUCUCUUGAAACCAUUUACUUAAGGCCUUUGAUAUCUUUCCUAGUCCCUCCAUUACCCUAUGAAUUUCUAGUUCUUCCCGUCCUCUCAGUCAUCCGGGCAGGGACUUAAGGAUGGGAGGAGGCUAUACACCGCUUUAUAGGGCGAGUAUCCUGUUCUCUUAGUGGGGGUGCAUCUGAUUCUAAAUAGGACCAUAGGGAGAGCUUGGACUCAGGUAAGGUUUGUUUCUUGGCAUAGCUUUCCUAAUCCUGCCUUUAUGGUUCUGUUCAUUCUCUCUACCUUUCCUGAAUUCUGGGGCCUACAAGCGGCAUGUAGCUGCCAAGAGAUCCCUAACCCCUUUGAGGUCAUCUGGAUUAUGUCUGCUAUGAAGGCAGGCCCGUUGUCUGAGCUAAUCUGUGAGGGGAGUCCAUAUUGUCCUCCGAUCCCUAAGGGAAUCAUGUGUUUCUUCAUCAGGGGCAUCCUCAGGCUUUGGCCGUGCGUAGACCAGUCAGCUCCCGGGAUGUGACUGGAGCAGGGCUAGACGAGUCUGUCUAGAUGUUUACUACCUUCUCUUUUCUAAUCUCAAGAGCCCUUGUGAGGGCAAUGAGUUCAGCUUUCUGCGCAGAGUGCCGACUGGCAGAGGUUGGGCUUCUAGCACCUCAUCCUGAGUGACCACUGCAUACCCAGCCUGCCGUGUUCCGUCAGAAUUCACAGAACUGCUCCCAUCUACAAAUAUCUCUAGGUCUAGGUCUGAGUAGGGGCUGUCCUUUAGGUCAGGUCGCCCCAAGUAGACCAUAGAGGGGCGGUCCCGGUCCUACCAGGAGGAGGGUAGCUGGGUUUAAGCAUUGUACAGUCUCAAGUGUAAUUCUGGGAUUUUCACAUAGCAGUCUUUGAUAUUUAAUGAGGUGGGAGUUGGUGAGUCAAUGAUGGCCUUUGGCAUUCAUCAGGGUCAGGACCGAGUGAGGCACCCGAAUAAUCAGUUGUCGGCCGAGAGUGAGCUUGUCAGCCUCUUGGGCAAGCAGAGCGGUGGCAGCUAGUGCCUGCAAACAUGGAGGCCACCCUGUAGCUAUUCCGUCUAGUUGUUUUGACAAGUAUGCUACCAUUCUCUCCCAGGACCCAAGUCUCUGUACUAAUACUCUCACUGCUAUCUUCUGUUUCUCUGAUAUGUAAAGGUAGAAUGGUUUUUCUAAAUCAGGGAGCCCUAGCGCAGGUGCUUCCUGGAGUUUGCCUCUGAGUUCGAGGAAAGCGUUCUAGUGUCUCUUUUUCCAAAUGAAAGGUUCCUUUUCUUCCCCCUUUGUCGCUUCAUAGAGAGACUUAGUAAUAACUGCGAAGUUGGGGAUCCAAAUGUGACAAAAUCCAAUGGCUCCUAGGAAUUCUCUUAGACUGCGUUGGGAGGUGGGCUCAGGGAUGGACUGUAUGGCCUCUUUUCGUCCCCUUCCUAGGAGUCUUUCUCCCUUCUGGAGCUGGAACCCUAAAUAUCUUACAGUUUGUAGGCAAAUUUGGGCUUUCUUUUGGAACCUUAUAUCCACAUUGGUUCAAAUAUUUGAGGAGGGCAUCUGUGCUUUUGGCACACCCUUCUAGGUCUUCAUGUCUAAGUAACAGAUCAUCCAUUUACUGGAGCAGGACACAGCCAAGUGAGGCUGACGGGAAAGUCCACAUAUCUCAUGCUACGGCUUCUCCAAAGAUAGUGGGGGCAUUUUUGAAUCCCUGGGGAAGUCAUGUCCAGGUGUACUGGCUCUUGGUCCCUGUUCUCGGAUCUCCCCAUUCAAAAGCAAACAGUUCUUGGCUCACAGUGGCUACCCGGAUGCUGAAGAAUGGAUCUUUUAAAUCUAAACAAGUGAACCAGGUUGUGGAGGAAUUUUUCACAGACAACCUGUGGGGCACACUGCCUAACUCAUGGCAGGAAGCGUUGGAUGGACUGAACCCACCACAGCUGGCUACACUGCUGCUGGGGAUGCCUGGGGAAGGGGAGGUGGUAAGGUACAGGUCGGUGUGGCCACUCACCCUGCUGGCCCUGAAGUCCACGGCCUAUGCUCUGGCCUUUACCCGGACGCCUGGCUUUCACACCCCCUCGGAGUUCCUGGAGAACCCCAGCCAGAGCUCCCGACUAACAGCUCCUUUCCGGAAACAUGUCAGGCCCAAGAAGCAGCAUGAGAUCCGGAGGCUGGGAGAGUUGGUGAAGAAGCUGAGUGACCUCACAGGCUGCACCCAGGUUGUGGACGUGGGCUCAGGCCAGGGUCAUCUCUCCCGCUUCAUGUCUCUGGGGCUGGGGCUGGUGGUGAAGAGCAUUGAGGGGGAUCAGAGACUGGUGGAGAGAGCCAAGCGCCUGGACCAGGAGCUUCUGCAGGCCCUGGAGAAGGAGGAGCGGAGGAACCCACAGAUGGUCCAAACUGGCCCUCGGCACUCCCCACACCAUGUGGUUAGGUGGGUAGACCCCACGGCCCUGUGUGAGGAGCUUCUGCUUCCCCUGGAGAACCCACAUCAGGGCGGCACCCGCUUGCUGCUAACAGGCCUCCAUGCCUGUGGGGAUCUGAGCGUUGCCUUGCUGAGGCACUUCUCCUGCUGCCCUGAGGUGGUGGCCCUGGCCUCAGUGGGUUGCUGCUACAUGAAACUGAGUGACCCUGGCGGCUACCCGCUGAGUCAGUGGGUGGCUGGGCUGCCUGGCUGUGAACUGCCCUACAGGCUUCGGGAGGGGGCCUGCCAUGCCCUGGAAGAGUAUGCUGAGCGGCUACAGAAAGCUGGCCCUGGCCUCCGAACUCACUGCUACCGUGCAGCACUGGAGACAGUCAUCCGACGUGCCCAGCCCGAGCUCCGUCGGCCAGGCGUGCAGGGGAUCCCUCGGGUCCACGAGCUCAAGAUUGAAGAAUAUGUGCAGCGGGGGCUGCAGCGUGUGGGGCUAGACCCCCAGCUACCGCUGAAUCUGGCUGCCCUCCAGGGCCACCAGGCCCAGGAGAACCGUGUGGUGGCCUUCUUCAGCCUGGCUCUACUGCUGGCCCCACUGGUGGAGACACUGAUUCUACUGGACCGGCUGCUCUACCUUCAGGAGCAAGGCUUCCACGCUGAGCUCCUGCCCAUCUUUAGCCCUGAACUCUCUCCCAGAAACCUGGUUCUGGUGGCCACCAAGAUGCCCCUGGGUCAGGCCUUCUCUGUUCUGGAGACUGAAGACAGCUGACACAGCCUGAGUAGGGGCACAUCUCAGACCCCAUCUGAAACCACCCAGAUACCAUAGUGUAGCACAGUGUACCUUACCCAGAGAACCAGCAUCCUGCUUCCUCCAGAAUCCUGGUUCCCCACAAGCCUUCAGUGUCAUACCCUUUCCUUUCAUAGGUUAUGUAAUAUUGUAUAAAGUUUUAUUUUUUAUUUAUUAAAAAAUGGAAAUCUUUA
Messenger RNA from Lemur catta (Ring-tailed lemur), 3516 nucleotides. RefSeq names its product methyltransferase like 25B (gene METTL25B). The record is from RefSeq and is a predicted model, not a curated record. The transcript is spliced from 8 exons. Bases 1937 to 3304 code for a protein of 455 amino acids. Lineage: Eukaryota; Metazoa; Chordata; Mammalia; Primates; Lemuridae. Gene Ontology annotation, molecular function: rRNA (adenine-N6,N6-)-dimethyltransferase activity. Gene Ontology annotation, biological process: rRNA modification.